Molecule: messenger RNA, 1858 nt
Organism: Myotis davidii
Lineage: Eukaryota; Metazoa; Chordata; Mammalia; Chiroptera; Vespertilionidae
Gene: RUNDC3A
Product: RUN domain containing 3A
Exons: 10
Coding region: 266-1408 (380 amino acids)
Cellular component (GO): cytosol
Source: RefSeq, a predicted model, not a curated record
GGCAGGGGGGGCAGACGGCUAGAGGAGGGGGUGACGGGCCCCGGCUCAGCACCUCGGAGAGCUCCCUCCCCGGCCUUGUUUUGCUCCCAAUCGCCGCCUGGGGAGGGAGCCUAGGGGCCGGCACCCGCGCAGUAGCAGGGGGAUGGCCGUAGAGGGGUCGAGGGGCCCCGAUGGGCAGAAGGCCCAGCCGUGAUCCGGCGGGGUGGCCGGGGUGCCGGGCGGGGUAAGGGGCAGCUGGCAGCGGCAGCAGGGGCUGCACAUCUGGAUGGAAGCGAGCUUUGUCCUGACCACCAUGGCUCUGGGGCUGUCCUCCAAGAAAGCGUCUUCGCGCAACGUGGCCGUGGAGCGUAGGAACCUGAUCACCGUGUGCAGGUUCUCUGUGAAAACACUGCUGGAGAAGUACACCGCAGAGCCCAUCGAUGACUCAUCCGAGGAGUUUGUGAAUUUUGCAGCCAUCUUAGAGCAGAUCCUCAGCCACCGUUUCAAAGCCUGUGCCCCAGCAGGUCCAGUGAGCUGGUUCAGCUCAGAUGGGCAGCGGGGCUUCUGGGACUAUAUCCGGCUGGCCUGCAACAAAGUGCCCAACAACUGUGUGAGCAGCAUCGAGAACAUGGAGAACAUCAGCACAGCCCGAGCCAAGGGCCGGGCAUGGAUCCGAGUCGCACUGAUGGAGAAGCGCAUGUCGGAAUACAUCACCACAGCCCUGCGGGACACCCGGACCACCAGGCGUUUCUAUGACUCGGGAGCCAUCAUGCUGAGGGAGGAAGCCACCGUCCUCACGGGGAUGCUGAUAGGGCUGAGCGCCAUAGACUUCAGCUUCUGCCUGAAGGGUGAAGUGCUGGAUGGGAAGACCCCCGUGGUCAUCGACUACACGCCCUACCUGAAGUUCACCCAGAGGUGCGGAGCGGGAUGGCGGCGCCGGGCCGGCCGGCGGCUGCAGCUGCAGCUGGAGGAGGCGGCGGCGCAGAACCAACGCGAGAAGCGGGAGCUGGAAGGCGUGAUCCUGGAGCUGCAGGAGCAGCUGACAGGUCUGAUCCCUGGCGACCACGCUCCCCUAGCCCAGGGUUCCAAGGAGCUCACCACGCCCCUGGUCAACCAAUGGCCAUCACUGGGAACGCUCAAUGGGGCUGAGGGUGUCAGCAACCCCAAGCUGUACCGGAGACACAGUUUCAUGAGCACGGAGCGGUUGUCAGCUGAAGCCAGUCUGAGCUCGGACUCCCAGCGCCUGGGAGAGGGCAAACAGGAUGAGGAGCCCUGGGGCCCCAUUGGGAAGGACCCCACGCCCUCCAUGCUGGGCCUCUGCGGUUCCCUGGCCUCCAUCCCCAGCUGCAAGUCCCUGGCGAGCUUCAAAUCCAACGAGUGCCUGGUGAGCGACAGUCCUGAGGGCAGCCCAGCACUGAGCCCCAGCUGAACAGUGUGGGUUGUGCCAGCCCCACCUGCCAGGGCAUAGCCACCCGCCGCCUUUCCUGAGUCCCCCCUAUCCAGGCCGCCUGCCAGAGACCGCUGCCCACCCAGCCAGGUGUCUCUUGGCAACAAAACCUUUUGCUUCUGGUUUUAGCUUCCUGCCCAAGGAAGCAGGGUUGCCAAGGGAAGCCUGUUGGGUAGGAAGGUGGGGUCGCCAAGGCCACGAAGUCCUUGGGGAAGCUUGCUCCACGCUCUGGUGACUGUGAUGCCUGGCUGCUCCCUCCUGGGACUCUUCCCCAUCUUCCCCACCCUCCUCAGGAGCUGGUGGCCCAGCCUCAGCACCUUCAUCUCCCCCACCUCUCCUGUCUGUCCUGUAUUCAUUCCCUGGAGUCACUUCUUCCUCAGCCCCAGUGCAGGGGCUCUGAGGGGACCAGGCAAAUAAAAAGCAGAGGACGGA